Suncus etruscus (white-toothed pygmy shrew) is the source of this 1840-nucleotide messenger RNA. RefSeq names its product serum/glucocorticoid regulated kinase family member 3 (gene SGK3). Gene Ontology annotation, molecular function: ATP binding; phosphatidylinositol binding; protein serine/threonine kinase activity. Gene Ontology annotation, biological process: protein phosphorylation. The record is from RefSeq and is a predicted model, not a curated record. NCBI's taxonomy places the organism in Eukaryota, Metazoa, Chordata, Mammalia, Eulipotyphla, Soricidae.
GCGCAGCUGUGGCGGCGGCGGCGGCGAUUCCCGCUCGCCACGCCGCGCCGCCGCGCCGGGCGAGCGAGCGAGGGUUCCAAGCCCCGAAGGUUACAUAAUGGAAUAUGACCAUUACCUCAAGAAACUUUAUGUUUUGGAAUAACUGACUGCAUUUGUUCUCUGCUGACUCCUCUUUUGAACUCAUUGUUUUUGGUGUCCUUUUGAAGCAAAGCCAAAGAGAUUAUACCAUGGACUAUAAGGAAAGCUGCCCAAGUGUAAGCAUCCCCAGCUCUGAUGAGCACAGAGAGAAAAAGAAGAGAUUUACGGUUUAUAAGGUUCUGGUCUCUGUGGGCAGAAGUGAAUGGUUUGUCUUCAGGAGAUAUGCAGAGUUUGACAAGCUUUACAAUACUUUGAAGAAACAGUUUCCUGCUAUGGCCCCUAAGAUUCCAGCAAAGAGGAUAUUUGGUGAUAAUUUUGAUCCAGAUUUUAUUAAGCAGAGAAGAGCAGGAUUGAAUGAAUUCAUUCAGAACUUAGUUAGGCAUCCAGAGCUUUACAACCAUCCAGAUGUCAGAGCAUUCCUUCAAAUGGAUAGCCCAAAACAUCAGUCAGAUCCAUCUGAAGAUGAGGAUGAAAGAAGUACUCAGAAGCUACAUUCUACCUCACAGAACAUCAACCUGGGACCAUCUGGAAAUCCUCAUGCUAAACCAACAGACUUUGAUUUCUUAAAAGUUAUUGGAAAAGGCAGCUUUGGCAAGGUUCUUCUUGCAAAACGGAAACUGGAUGGGAAAUAUUAUGCAGUUAAAGUGUUACAGAAAAAGAUAGUUCUCAACAGAAAAGAGCAAAAACAUAUUAUGGCUGAACGUAAUGUGCUCUUGAAAAAUGUGAAACACCCAUUUUUGGUUGGAUUACAUUAUUCUUUCCAAACAACUGAAAAGCUUUAUUUUGUUCUGGAUUUUGUAAAUGGAGGGGAGCUGUUUUUUCACUUACAAAGAGAACGGUCCUUUCCUGAACAUAGAGCUAGAUUUUAUGCUGCUGAAAUUGCCAGUGCUCUGGGUUACUUGCACUCCAUCAAAAUAGUGUACAGAGACUUGAAACCAGAAAAUAUACUUUUGGAUUCUGUAGGACAUGUUGUCUUAACAGACUUUGGACUUUGUAAAGAAGGAAUUGCUAUAUCUGAUACUACAACAACAUUUUGUGGGACCCCAGAGUACCUUGCACCUGAAGUAAUCAAAAAGCAGCCCUAUGACAAUACUGUAGAUUGGUGGUGCCUUGGCGCUGUUCUGUAUGAAAUGCUCUAUGGAUUGCCUCCUUUUUAUUGCCGAGAUGUUGCUGAAAUGUAUGACAAUAUUCUCCACAAGCCCUUAAGUCUGAGGCCAGGCGUGAGCCUCACAGCAUGGUCGAUUCUGGAAGAACUCCUGGAAAAAAACAGGCAAAAUCGACUUGGUGCCAAAGAAGACUUUCUUGAAAUACAGAAUCAUCCUUUUUUUGAAUCACUCAGCUGGACUGACCUUGUACAGAAGAAAAUUCCACCACCAUUUAAUCCUAAUGUGGCAGGCCCAGAUGAUAUCAGGAACUUUGAUACAGUGUUUACAGAAGAAACCGUUCCAUAUUCGGUGUGUGUGUCUUCUGACUAUUCUAUAGUGAACGCCAGUGUACUGGAGGCAGAUGAUGCUUUCCUUGGUUUCUCUUACGCUCCUCCUUCAGAAGACUUGUUCCUGUAGCAUUUAGACUUCCAGGAAGCAUUGAGCACAUAUGAGUGGGACUGAAACUCCUGUUUGUGUGAAUUCAAAAAUGUUUAGUGCCUCAUUUUUAAUGUAAUGUUGAAACUAUGAAAAACGUAUUUUCUGCUGUAUGCAAGAAA